GCCCGGGCAUGAAUGGUGCGUCAGCCUCGACAUAAACGCCGGCAUCCCGGCAUGUCUCGCUCUUUUGGGUAAAAAAGUUGUUGCCUAGCAACGAGAGCACCGCCGCCCCCUAGCAAAAUUACUCUCUUUGGAAGGGACCACCGAACUCGCAUUCCUCUGCACACGGGACUCACCCUACCCAAGUAGCACCACAAAACCAAGCAUCGCACCGUCAACCGCCCACAAGUUGAUUUUCGGGGCGAACGGCGGCCUCAUGCGCGCGUGCCACUCGAAUCUUUGGCUCGCCACUGAGCCACUCGAGCUCUGGCUAACAUGGCCAAACAGUCAAAAUUUCCUUUCUUGAGGGAAGAGCAAUCGAAGCAAUCGAGGAGCAAUCGAGGACGUCCGCGCCAGAAAGCUAUAAAGGGGGGCGGGCGGGGGCGGUUUCUGCACAUCCACCGCCCCCAACUAACCUUCCAGCAUCUAUCCCGCCCGCCGGACCCGCAGAACGCCUACUAUGCCUCUGAUGUCGACCCGUAUGGUAUAUGACCAUGAGGAAGAGAUCCCCCAAUUUGUCAAUGCUCGCUGCCAGGUCUGCGGCAAGCUCGUGGAGACGAAGCGCGCGCAAAAGAGCCACUUGCGCACUGCACACCUCAAUCAGGAGAUCUGGUCUAAUGUUGUCAGGACUCGUCCGUUUGCAUGCCCUUUCUGCCCCUACCGGGCACCACAGAAAAUCACGGUGGAGACGCACAUCUGCGCGAUACAUCUUCGCACGAAGCCGAAGGUUUGUAAGACAUGUGGCGAUGCCUUCGCGGACCCUGCCGGCUUGUCGCGCCACAAGAAGAAACACGGCAGGACCGCUGUGAAGAGCACCAACGACGAGGACGACGAUUGGGAGCAACCGCAGGCGCCGCAAAAGGUGCAGCGCGACUCGGUCCGCGGAGGCAGCCGUGCGACGCGGUCGACGAAGCGUUACACGCCGUACACCAAGCAGGCCGUCAACAAGGCGAAGGCAACGAAGAAGGCGACCCCGUCCGAGAACUUCGCGGCAGAGUCUCCGCGUCCCCUCUCCCCCACCUACGAGGCGCAGCCCAUCCAGCAGAAGGAUGUGUACUACGAGGUGCAUCCCUCACAACGCCAGCAGAACCGGUACUACAACGCGCCCGCGACCCCGUACAACCCGCCUGCGACCUCGUACUCCCCACCCGCGACCUCCGAGAUCUAUCCGCCUGUGCCACCGCCUACUUACGACGCGUUUGCGCCGUCGUACACACAGCAAGCACCCGUAUACCCGCCCGCUGCGUACUACAACACCAACUACGCGCCUGAUGCGCCGAAUACGAUCUACGCGUCCACUUUGAGCUUCAACCAGGUUUCCUCUUCGAGCCAGGCGUCGUCAUCGGGCUCUUGUCUCGCCUCUGCGUCCGAGUCGAGCUCCCUUUACAUUGCGGAAGACCCCACUAUCCCGCAGCUCCGCGCCUCGGACAUCCAGUUCGCAGGCUUCUCGUUCUCUGCGGGCCGCAACGACCAGCCGAUUGCCUACAACGUGCUCCCUGCUGCGCAGGCCGACGCGUUCUCCGCUGCUGCCGAGCUCGAGGUCAAUGCCUCUUGGUACUAUGCCGAGGAUUCCUCGCUGUACAACGCCCAGGAGUCCUCUCCAUACAACAACCAGGAGCUCUCCCCCUACAACAUCUCCUCUCCCCCCGAGAACCUCACCUUCGACGCCGUCGCCUCGUCUCCUGAGGACUAUGGGUUCCCCGCAACCCCUACCACGCCCGCGGCUCUCGAGCAAGCGCAGCAGCAGGCCCUCAACCCAGCGCAGCAGCAGGCCCUCGACCUAGCGCAGCAGCAGUCCUCCCUCGACGUCGCGCAGACGAAGUCAUCACCAGAGCCGAUGAUCGAUUUCUCGCGGGGGUCGAUGCUCGACGUGUCCUUUACCUCGUCGAAUGAUCCCUUCCUCGAUACCUAUAACGGGCCCUUCGUCGAGUCCUAUAACGGGCCCUUCGUCGAGUCCUCCAACGACCCCCUCUUCGACCUCCCGAACGACCCAUACAUCGACUUCUCGCAGUUCGACCUGGACUUCUCGAAGAUCGGUGGCCUCGACCUUACCUUCGGCGGCUCUGUCCCGCAGCCCGACACGCACGUCACCAAGGAAGAACUCAGGAUUUUUGACGAGCUGUUUGUCGCGGGGGGCGAUGUCGUAGGCCGCGCGCGCAAUCCAACCACUCUCGACUUGUUCAGCAAUGGACGGCUGUAUCCUCAUCUACUCAUCGAGUGUCUCACUCACCGGAAGCCUGUAUCCCUAUGCAUCAUCCUCAUCUCAUCACUGACUGUAUCCCCCAUCUACUCACUGACUGUAUUCUCAUGCUCAUCUCACGGACCAUACCUUCACCUUACUCUACCCUUUUUCCGACUCCGGUCGACCUGCAUCCGAUAAUGCCUGUUCGAAGGCACUUGGUUACCUAUCUUUAUCUCUAUUUCUAUCUGGGAUUCGUGUUGUUCACAUCUGUUACCGCUACUUGUAUCCAGCCUACCCAACCCACAAUGUACGAAUACGUACUGUAGCUCACUCAAUGCGAAGCAAUAGCUUGCUGGGAACUCGUUCCGAGAGACGUUGUGAGAUCAAUGGCACGCGAAGCAAGUCAAGAAGGGCAUCGACCCAAAGCAAACAAGGACAGGGAAGCAAUCGACAGCAUCCAUAUUAUACUAGUACAGUGUUAGUACAUCCCCCGGUCCGUACCCUCAGAACGCGUCGCCGAAUAGACGUUUUCUGUCAACCUCGUCAGCCUUCAAUAACCCUCCGCAUCAGUUAUGAACGCUCACAAAGCCUCCGGCGCAACUGUCAGAACCGUACUUCCGCCCACCAUCUCCCUCGCCCACACAUCCCGCAAGA
Molecule: messenger RNA, 2872 nt
Organism: Schizophyllum commune H4-8
Lineage: Eukaryota; Fungi; Basidiomycota; Agaricomycetes; Agaricales; Schizophyllaceae
Exons: 4
Coding region: 497-2416 (639 amino acids)
Biological process (GO): regulation of transcription by RNA polymerase II
Cellular component (GO): nucleus
Molecular function (GO): DNA-binding transcription factor activity, RNA polymerase II-specific; RNA polymerase II transcription regulatory region sequence-specific DNA binding
Source: RefSeq, a predicted model, not a curated record